This is a messenger RNA of Pistacia vera, 1701 nucleotides long. RefSeq names its product aldehyde oxidase GLOX1-like. Lineage: Eukaryota; Viridiplantae; Streptophyta; Magnoliopsida; Sapindales; Anacardiaceae. The transcript is spliced from 3 exons. The record is from RefSeq and is a predicted model, not a curated record. Bases 1 to 1701 code for a protein of 566 amino acids.
AUGGUAACCAUUUACAAACUGUUGUGUUUUCUUUCUCUUUUGUUCGUUUCGGGGUAUGCAGACGAAUUUCUCAAUGUCCCCAUUGGAUUAACUAAUUUUAAUGGCCAAUGGGAGUUGGUAUCUGAAAACUCCGGUGUCUCAGCCAUGCAUGCAAUCUUGCUUCCAAAACUAAACAAAGUUUUGAUGUAUGAUGCCACUGUUUGGAGGACAUCAAAGAUUCCAUUGCCUCCUGAAAAGAUGCCUUGUCGUAUUGCGAACGAGGAGACUGGUGAACUAGACUGUUGGUGUCAUUCAGUCUUAUAUGAUUAUGAAACAGCAAAAUUGACAGCUCUCAAGAUUGAGCACGACACAUGGUGCUCAUCAGGAGGCCUCACAGUGGACGGAAACUUGGUUGGCACUGGAGGUAAUGGAAAAGGAGCCAACACUGUUAGAUACCUCUCCACAUGCGAAAAAUGUGACUGGAGAGAAUACCCAGCAUCACUUGCAGAUCCUCGAUGGUAUUCAACACAAGUAACCUUACCUAAUGGUGGAUUCAUGGUGUUUGGUGGGCGUGGUGCCUUGAGUUACGAAUACAUUCCAACAGAAGGACAAACCAAUAAGAACCCCACCUUCUUCCCUUUGCUUCAACAAACUCGGGAUCUGCUCAAUGCUCAAACACCUUUUGUGAUAGAGAAUAACUUAUACCCUUUUGUCCACCUCUCCCCCGAUGGCAAUCUCUUCAUUUUCUCGAACAACCGAUCAAUCUUGCUCGACCCUAAAAUUAACACAGUUGUCCGUGAGUUCCCAGUUCUCCCUGGUGGCUCCCGCAAUUACCCUGCAUCGGGAAUGUCUGUUCUCCUCCCUUUAAGACUCAAACUUGGCUCGCUUAAGAAGACCAACGCUGAAGUCUUGGUUUGCGGUGGCGCACCUUGGGAUUCAUUUUAUUACGCUGAGACUCAAAAGAAAUUCUUGCCUGCAUUACAAGAUUGCGGAAGAAUACAAAUCAACGAGCCCAAUUCAGUUUGGAAGAUAGAAAAGAUGCCAUCACCUCGUGUAAUGGGGGAUAUGAUGAUUCUUCCAAACGCAGAUGUACUAAUGCUUAAUGGUGCAAAAACAGGUACUUCAGCAUGGAAUGAUGCAGAGGACCCUAAUUUCGCCCCUGUUUUAUACAUGCCUAAAGGACUAAGUGGCCAAAGGUUCAAGGAGUUAGCCCCUUCAACCAUUCCGAGAAUGUACCAUUCAUCAGCCGUGAUGCUACCAGACGGAAAAGUUCUUGUAGCAGGCAGCAAUACUCAUGAUGGAUACGACUUUAAUGCCAAGUAUCCCACGGAGCUUAGGGUUGAGAAAUUUUCCCCACCUUACUUGGAUCCAUCGUUGGCUGGACUAAGACAACAGAUAGUGGAUGAGUUGUUAGACAAGGUGAUAAGCUAUGACAAACAGUUGUCGGUGAAGGUUAGGUCAAAUGAGCCCAUACUUAAUAAGAAUGAAGUAAAAGUUACAAUGUACGCACCAGCUUUCACAACGCAUGGUAUCUCAAUGAAUCAAAGGCUCCUUAUAUUAGGUUUGGUGGAUGUGGAUAGCAACGCUUGGAUUCAGUCAAGAGUUCACAACCUUAUAGUUAAAGCACCUAGGUCGGGUGAAGUAGCUCCCCCUGGGUAUUAUCUUCUCUCCGUCGUUUACAAAGGAGUUCCAAGCUCUUCCAUAUGGGUUCAAAUCAAGUAG